Molecule: messenger RNA, 3520 nt
Organism: Sinocyclocheilus rhinocerous
Lineage: Eukaryota; Metazoa; Chordata; Actinopteri; Cypriniformes; Cyprinidae
Product: adhesion G protein-coupled receptor A3-like
Exons: 14
Coding region: 1-3306 (1101 amino acids)
Biological process (GO): G protein-coupled receptor signaling pathway; cell surface receptor signaling pathway
Cellular component (GO): glutamatergic synapse; postsynaptic density; plasma membrane
Molecular function (GO): G protein-coupled receptor activity
Source: RefSeq, a predicted model, not a curated record
AUGAGUUUUGAAUUGUGGGAUAGGUUUGUGUGUAACGUCUGUGUGUUUUUCAGGAAUUUGUCUGGGAAUAUCUUUUCCACGCUGCCGGAGGGUUUGUUCACACAUGUCCCGUCUCUCAGAGCGCUGCACGUGGGCACAGACUAUCUGUUCUGUGAUUGUCAGCUGCGCUGGUUGUUGUCGUGGAUCAGAUCUCAGGCGGUGCGUGUGGGGAAUGAAUCCGUAUGCGUGUAUCCGGCUCGUCUUCAUGGACUGGAGCUGCGCAGCCUUCAGGAGCAGCAGCUCACCUGCGACGGCCCGCUGGAGCUCCCCGUCCUGCAGCUCAUCCCGACCCAGCGGCAGCUGGUGUUUCGCGGGGACCGUCUGCCGCUGCAGUGCGCUGCCUCGUUCCUCGACCCGUCCGUCAGACUGUCCUGGAGCCACGAGCAGCGUCCCGUCCACACGCUGGAGCACAGAGGACUGUAUGUGGAGGACAGCAUCAUCCACGACUGCUGCCUCAUUACCAGCGAGCUCAUCCUGUCCAACAUCGAUGCCGGCGUUUCCGGUAAUUGGCAGUGUCACGUGACCAGUUCCCGUGGCAACAGCUCAAUCGGAAUGGAGAUUGUGGUGCUGGAGACAACGGUGCUGUACUGUGGAGCCGAGAGGGUCAGUAGCAACAAGGGCGACUUCAGGUGGCCGAAGACGUUGGCCGGUUUCAUGGCCUUCCUGCCGUGUGCCGUGUCCCGCUCUGGCUCCGCCCCACAGGAGAAAAGGGCGUGGUCCCGCUCUGACUCGGCCCCUAAGGAGAAAAGGGCGUGGUCCCGCUCUGACUCGGCCCCUCAGGAGAAAAGGGCGUGGCGCAGGUGUGACCGCACGGGCCGCUGGGCGGAGCACGACUACAACCAGUGCUCAUACACCAGCCAGUUCACCCGCAGCCUGCAUGAGCUCACACAGAUGUCGGUGAACGUCUCCAGCGCUCUGAUGCUGGCGCUGCAGCUCUCGUCUCUCACCAGCAGGGCGGCGCUGUUUGGAGACGUGAUGGAUGUGAUAUUCGUCACUCAUCUGGUAGAAAGACUCACACGUCUGGUGGAUCAUGUCAGAGAGGUUUCGGUGAACAUCGCUCUGGAGGCGCUGCUGCUUCGGCCGGACUCUCUCAUGGGUUUAUUGUGUACGGUGGAGCAGCGUCUGCCUCUGCUGCCCCCGGUGGCCGACGCUCCACAGCACAACACCCUCCUCAACUUCAGAUGCCACACGCUUAACGUCUCCGGGUCACCUGUGGGUCAGCUCAGCCAGAACACGGUGGCCAUCGCCUCCAUACAUUUCCCGCUGGCUACCCCUCGGUCUGUGGAGAACUGCAUCUGUAAGCUGCAGCUGAUCGUCUUCCGCAAUGGAAAACUCUUUCCGUGCACGGGGAAUUCGUCAAAUCUUGCGGACGAUGGCAAGCGCAGAAGCGUUUCGACACCAGUUGCAUUCACCAAAUUAGAUGGGUGUAGCCCCGGGAGCCCCGUGCAGCCGGUUACCGUCGCUCUCCGGCACUUCUCGUUGGGUGUAGACCCCACCGCGGCAUACUGGGAUUUUGACCUGCUGGAUGGACACGGCGGCUGGCGCGCGGAAGGCUGCCACAUAACGGGCUCCGCGCACAACACGACCACCAUCCACUGCGCGCACCACAACAACCUCGCCGUGCUCAUGGAUCUGAAGAAGGUGCUGUCGUUCCCUCCGUAUCCGGGAGAGUUCCUGCACCCGGUGGUUUACGCCUGCACCGCCGUCAUGCUGCUCUGUCUGUUCGCCUCCAUCAUCACCUACAUAGUGCACCACAGCACAAUCCGGAUCAGUCGGAAAGGAUGGCACAUGCUUCUCAACUUCUGCUUCCACACGGCCCUGACGUUCGCUGUCUUCGCCGGAGGCAUCAACCGAAUCAAAUACCCCAUCAUCUGCCAGGCCGUCGGUAUUGUCUUGCAUUACUCGUCUCUGUCCACGAUGCUCUGGUUGGGCGUCACGGCACGAAACAUCUACAAACAGGUGACCAAAAAACCACAGCAGCCGCAGAACGGAGACCACGCGCCGCCUCACCCCGCCAGAUCACCCAUGCUGAGGUUUUAUUUAGUGAGUGCAGGAGUUCCCUUCAUCAUCUGCGGCAUCACAGCAGCCAUCAGCAUCGAGAACUACGGCAGCGGAGAGCAGACGCCAUUCUGUUGGAUGGCGUGGGAGCCGAGUCUGGGCGCCUUCUACGGCCCCGUGGGCUUCAUCAUCCUAGUGACCUGCGUCUACUUCUUGUGCACCAUCAUCCAGCUGCGCAAACACCCCGAGCGGAAAUACGAGCUGAAGGCGGUGAGCGAGGAGCAGCAGCGGCUCUCUGACGUCCACCAGGGGGAGCCGGCGAGCGGACGGUGUCACGGCGGCUGCCCGGGGCUCAUCAACCCAUCCACGCUGGCCAACGAACACUCGUUUAAAGCCCAGCUGCGGACGACGGCGUUCACGCUGUUUUUAUUCGCAGCCACGUGGACGUUCGGCGCACUUGCCGUUUCGCAAGGCCACUUUCUGGAUAUGAUCUUCAGCUGCUUAUACGGGGCGUUUUCCGUCACGCUCGGGUUGUUCGUUUUGAUUCAUCAUUGCGCAAAACGCGAUGAUGUCUGGCACUGCUGGUGCGCAUGCUGUCCCGGGCGACGCCCCUCCAACGCAUGCCACACCCACAGCCACGCCCACAAACUCAACAUAAACGGCGACGCCCACUCCCACUGCCAUCUAGAUGGUGGGAAACCUGUUCACUGCGCAUGUCGCGCCGCCGCGCAAAAUCACGUGACCUGCCUGACGCCGGUUUCACCGUGUUGCGCCGCUCUGCAUUCGCAACAGCUCCUAGAAGACGAAACAAGCGCGCAUGUGCUUCUCCACGCCGACCAUGACGGUUACCGACCCGCCGUGCGAUUGCACCGCUGCUCCAAACCCGUCAGAACUAAAACAAGGCGCCAACGCGAACUAGCAUUGCGCAUUCCCUCUGGAGCGGACGCCACUAGCGCGCACAGCUCGCGCGCUAACAGCCCACAUGCCCACAUUUGCCACUUGGCUCACGAAGUUUGCCCUCACGAGGCGCUCACGCUCUGCCACCAUCAUCACAUGUGCUGCGCAAAAGACGAGCUCCUCGACGCGGGCGAGAGCUUUCUGUGCGGGAAACUCGCGGAGGACGAUUUGCAUCACGCGCAUAUAGAGCUGCACGCCCGCAGACAGUCGCUGGCCAAUCAGAACGGCAUCCUGAAGGGAAAUGCGCUGUAUCCGUCCGACAUCACGGGGAAUAUACGCACCGGACCCUGGAGAAACGAAACUACCGUGUAGUUCGACCGAACUCCAACACUUCUUAGGAUUUAAGAAAGGAACUUUUUUUUAGUACCAUCACAAGCUCUUUCCUGCAUCAUUCAUCGUACAGGAUGAUUCUGCGGAUCGUACAAAUGCGAGAACGAAAAACCCGGGGCCUCAUUUAUAAUACACAUAUAUACAAGUUGAAGCCCACAAAUAUAUCUUUAUAUAAGAUGUACAGCCAUCAUCAAUG